Dendrobium catenatum is the source of this 1213-nucleotide messenger RNA. Its product is annotated as outer envelope pore protein 24, chloroplastic-like. Gene Ontology annotation, molecular function: voltage-gated monoatomic cation channel activity. Gene Ontology annotation, biological process: regulation of monoatomic ion transmembrane transport. NCBI's taxonomy places the organism in Eukaryota, Viridiplantae, Streptophyta, Magnoliopsida, Asparagales, Orchidaceae. The transcript is spliced from 3 exons. Bases 159 to 938 code for a protein of 259 amino acids. The record is from RefSeq and is a predicted model, not a curated record.
CUCAUUUUUCUUACCUUUCACUUGCUUCCAUGCUGCUUGUGACCUAGCCCGUUGCUUCUGCAACUGCAAGUACGCCAUGCCACUAUUAUUCGCUCUCCAGAUCUUCUUCUUCUUCUUCGUGUUUUUCUCAUCUAUUCGUCUCCACAUAGAUCAGAGACAUGAAAGCCAAGGUCAAGGGUCGAUAUGAAGCCCAUCGAGGCGCUGCCUCGGCCGCAUUAUCCAUAACGUCUGACGAUCUCAAGCUCACCGGUAUCCUAACCGACGCCACCUUCUCCAAUGCCCCCGCGCUCACCGGACUCGCCCUCUCCAUCCAGAAACCUGGCUCCUUCUCCAUCGUUUUUGAUGUGCCCAAAAAGGAUAUCAACUUCCAAUUUAUGAAUGAGGUGGCCUUGAUGGGUCAAGCAGUGAGGUUGACAUACACUCGCACUCAUGCUCUAGAUGGCAAUGGCCGGAUGGCACUUGUAGGGUCAACAAACAUCAAUAUUGCAAAUAAGGUUGGGUUGGGUUAUGAGUUUUGUACAGGGGUGAUUAAGGUGAGGUAUGCCUACACUCAUGGAGAUUUAGAGAAGAAGAUAGUGGUUGAGCCUUGUUUAGAUUUGUCAAAAAAUGCAUGGGAGUUUGCAGUGACGAGAUGGUUUGAGGGGAGGGGUUCUCUUAUGGCUGUGUACCAUGCUGGAUCAAAGGAUCUUGGGAUUGAGUGGCGCAAGAAAUCAAAGGUUAAUGGAUCUUUUAAGGUGACAGACGCCACGAGGCAUAGCAUGCAAAGGAGGAGCAUGAUCUCGAGAGGAGCCCUACCAGUCCCAGAGGUACCAAAACCAACACCAGCACCUACAUAUCAACCAUCGUUUAAUGAUACUAUGAUAAAGCAAUUUGACUGCUUAGAGAUGUGCUUGGAAACACACAUCCAGGAGUCUAUCGCUCACUGGGACCAACUAUAGCAAUAGCACGAGGCUGAUCGUGCUUUGAUCAGCGACCAAUUUGCCUCGCUUCACCGCUACUUUUAGCCAACACUACCUGAUCAAGGUCCUUCCUAUGAAUAGUGUUGUUCUGUGAUGUGUAUUCUCUUCCUUGUUAUGUGUUUUGCUUUGUACUAUUGUUGUGUAUUAGUGUCGGUCAAUAUAUCUCCUUUUUGGUGAUGUCAAAAGGAGGAGUAUGAUGUUGUUGGGUGUACCGAUUAUUUUCAUUAGUGCAGUUUGUUUACUUAGUUUUCUUU